Molecule: messenger RNA, 1395 nt
Organism: Strongyloides ratti
Lineage: Eukaryota; Metazoa; Nematoda; Chromadorea; Rhabditida; Strongyloididae
Product: Zinc finger, PHD-type domain and Zinc finger,FYVE/PHD-type domain and Zinc finger, RING/FYVE/PHD-type domain and Zinc finger, PHD-finger domain-containing protein
Exons: 1
Coding region: 1-1395 (464 amino acids)
Biological process (GO): regulation of DNA-templated transcription
Source: RefSeq, a predicted model, not a curated record
AUGAAUGUUAAAACCAGUCUACUUAAUGAAAAUCAAUGCCAAUUUAUGAACAAAAAGAAAAAAUUGUUACUUGCACUAGAUAUUUUUACCAAUGAAUCAAUAAAAGAAUACUACAAAGAGUUUUGUUCAACGUUUGGUUUAAUUAUGAAUAAUGCAGAUUCAUUUAAAUUUGGUUUUGCAUCAGGAUCUAGAAAACAAAGUAGAAAUACAACACCAAGUGAAGAUAGUUCUUCAUUAGAACGUUGGGAAAAUAAAAAUGAAAUUGGUGUUAAAUUUUAUAAUAUUAAAGAGUUAGAUGAAUUUAUAGAUUAUUUUGGUGAAACUGAAGAAUCUUCUUUAAUACAUAUAUGUAUAGCAAUAUUAAAUGAUUCAGAUUUUCAGGGAUUUGUGGACACACAAUUUAAAGUGAUUCUUUAUAGAAAUUGCCAAUUAAAAACAUAUAUUGUUGAUUUAUUCAAAAGUCUUCCAUUUGAUUAUUAUGAUCUCAGUAAGUGUUUUAGAAAACUUCAUAAUAUGUCUCAAUACAAAGGAGAUUUAAAUUAUUAUGAUAUGGAUAUAUCAAAAAAAAAAAUUCAUCUUGAAAUAUUAGCUCUCAUUAAUAGAAUAACAAUAAAAAUGAAAAGUAUAGCAGAACUUUAUGGUGCACGUAUAGCAUUAUUAGAGGAAUUUAAUUCUAAACUAGCAAAACAAAAAAUUAAACUUACAAAUGUUACUCAUGAUGUUGAUGAAGAAUUAAGAAAUGCAACUUUAAAUGCAUGCCAUAAAAUGGCAAUGGAUAUGACAGAAGAAAAUGAAAUGUUUAAAUUAUUUUCACGAUAUAGUACAAUUAAAAAAAUGAAUGAAAUAGAUAUUUCUGAUCUAGAAGAUGAUAUGGAUGAAGAUGAGGAAGAUGAGACAUCAAGUAGUAUAAAUGAUAUGGAAUAUGAAAGUGGAAAUAUAUCAACUGUGAUACAAAGUCCUGAAUGUUGUAUAGAUAUACCAUCAACUGGGUCUGCUCUUUCUAUAACACCAAUUGGAUCACCAAAAAUAGAUACAAAAAAUGUUUUAGAUAUAACUUCAAUAAAAAGAAAACCAGGGAAAUUUAAAAAAUUAACAAAAGGAGAGGAUGAUAUUGAAAUAGAAGGAUUAACAAGACGUAUAAUUGGAAAAGGAAAAAAAUCAAAUCAAUUGGAUCUUGCAACACUUGCUGAAAUGAAUGCUGCACCAGAUGAACCACGUUAUUGUUUAUGUGAUAGAGUCUCCUAUGGUGAUAUGGUCGGUUGUGAUAAUGAAAAAUGUACAUUAGAAUGGUUUCAUUUUGAAUGUGUUGGUCUUAGAACUAAACCAAAAGGAAAAUGGUAUUGCCCACUUUGUAGAGACGACAAACCAACAUCUCUUAAAAGGGUUAGAAAUUAA